This is a messenger RNA of Eublepharis macularius, 1537 nucleotides long. RefSeq names its product coiled-coil domain containing 89 (gene CCDC89). The record is from RefSeq and is a predicted model, not a curated record. NCBI's taxonomy places the organism in Eukaryota, Metazoa, Chordata, Lepidosauria, Squamata, Eublepharidae. The transcript is spliced from 2 exons. The coding region runs from base 423 to 1499 and encodes 358 amino acids.
ACAAACUGCAGGAGUGUUUGACCGAGACAGUCAAAGAAUAAGGCUGAACAAAACUGAUUAGGAUUUGCUUACCUUGAAAAGUACAGCAGAUUAUUAGGAACAAAAUCCUACCAAGAAAGAGAGAACUGGAUGGGCACUAGCUUAUUUUGGGGGCUCUGUUCCUAGCCAGCAUUGCAUUGUGCCCGAUUCACUACGAAGAGCAAAUCUGUAUCUUGCAACUGCUGCUCAAAUGAGAUGCCAAAUGGCCAGAAGUGUGCUAAUUCUAGAAAGUGCAGCAGUUCCUGGCUUGUGACAUCACAGAAUUCUUGGAACAUUUUCACCAACUGUCAUCUGGUUGUCCAGAACUUUUUGAAUCCAAAACUAAGUUGAAGGUGUUGAGAGAACCUGGAGUCUGAAGCAUUGAGAAGCCUCAAGUCCUUAAUAUGCCCCAGGACGAGAAGAAUCCAGCAAUGACCCCUCCCCAAAAAAUACUAAAUGAGAAAGACGCAGAUCUAGAUUGGAAUAUGGGAGAACCCUUUGAGUCCUUGGGAAAGCUCCAAGGCCUACCUGACGGGGAAAAGGGAGAGAAGGCUAUGCUGCGCUCACGGAUCCAUGAGCAAUCUCAGCUCAUUUGCAUCUUGAAGAAGCGAGCAGAUGACAACCUCAUGCGCUGCAAGACAUUAGAACAGCUCAAUACGGAGCUGCAAGAGCUCAGGACGGCGGAUGCUUUGAGACUGGAGAGUCAGACCCGGCGUAUCCAGCAGCUGGAAGAUCGCUUCAUGGACCUGGCUGCCAAUCACGAGGAUAUGAUCCACUUCAAAGACGAGCACAAACGGCAGAACAUGCAGCUGAGGGAAGAAAACAGGCGCUUGCGCCAAGAGAAUCUCAGCCUCUUCAACCAGCCUUUGAAAGAGAAAGAAGCAGAGCUGAACCACCUUGAGUUGCAGUACCGGAAACUCUCCAAGGAACUGGAGGCCUUGAAAGAAAGUUAUAAGCAAGAAAGCGAGCGUGCCCAACAGCGAGAAAAGGAACUUCUGGAAGCCCAGAGUCAGCAAACCAGUGCCCACGCGGAGGAGGUUAGCUCACUGAGAAGACAACUGGAAGUCCUUGAAGAAAAACACAGUCAUGUCACCGAGCAACUGGAGCAAGCAGAAAAGCAGCUCAGAGAUGGUGAUCUGAAAGAUGUACUGGAGCAGCUGAAGCAAGAGAAAGAGGAGCUGUUGAACCUGGCAAUGGAGAGAGGAAAAGCGCUGCAGGAAAAACAACGGGAGAUCCUACAGUUAGAGAAGAAGGCCGAGGAUAUGGAGAAGGCCAAGCAGGCAGCGGAGCAGCGCUUUGAGACAGAGGCCGCAGCGGUGGACAGUGUCCUCCGGGUUCGAGACCUACAAUUGCGGCUGGUUGGGGCAGAACGAGCAUACCUCGAGCUCCAGAUGCAGUUUGACGCAUACAAGAGGCACAGCAUGGAUUUACUUACGAAAGAGAAAGAGUUAAAUAUGAAACUCCGCCAUUUCAUGGCGUAAGCUACACACAUCUUCGCCAACCCUCAAGCAAAGAUGUC